Coregonus sp. 'balchen' is the source of this 2848-nucleotide messenger RNA. NCBI's taxonomy places the organism in Eukaryota, Metazoa, Chordata, Actinopteri, Salmoniformes, Salmonidae. The record is from the annotation of a GenBank genome assembly.
AUGGAACAGGUGAAGGAGCAGCAGCCCUUCUGCUCACUCUCCAAGAGCCAGAGAGACCGGGAGAGAGACCUUGAAAGGGAGAGGGAUCGGGAACGGCGUUACACCGCAUCAUCGACAGACCGAGAAGGGGCCUGCCGCGUGCCUACCCAGAAGUCCUACAGCUCUAGUGAGACGCUGCAGGCCUACGACCAUGACCCCGCCCGGCUGCUGUUCUCAGGCCGAGUCAAGGAGGUGGCCCAUCAGGAUACCAAUGACUACAGCAGGCCAGGUCAGUACAGUCACAGCUCUAUUCCAAUGAUAUGAAAGGAUGCUUAAUAAUAGGUCUACUGUAUGGAUAUCAUUUCUUUCAUACGUGUACUUUUUUAAACAUUCUUAACUUGGGAACCAAUGGAGUUUGGUAAAAAAAUUAAUAUUGCAAGGUGUAUUACAGAAUUGAAAUUAAUUGUUUACAGUUGAGCUCAUUGACAUAGGAAAGAUAGAUUUUUGAUACUGUAUUAGUAAGUCUGAUGUUCUGUCAUAGGGCCUCCCAUGAGUUUCCUUGAAAACUGAUGGUGGUCUUUAUCUUGUUAAUGCAUGAUCCAUUAACCAGCAUUCAUAGUUUGUCAUUUGAGGUUUGUAUUAAUCCAUGAUGAACAGUAGAGCUCUUUUCGAUCUGUACUUGAACUACAGUAUGUACACAUCCAAACGAAAUGAUCACGCUCCACUUCACAUACCGUUGAUAUUUACCCAUUGAACUGCUGAGCAAAUAACCCACCGUUUUAAUUGGUUGUUGGCAAUUGGUAGGAAAUGAUCAUAAUAAGAAAAAAAGUUGGGUGGUUUAUUUUAGUGUCAUAGCCGAUUCUUGAUUAUUUAAAAUUGCAUAUUUUAUGGCAUAUUUCUCAUUGGCGCUAAUUGGAAAUUAAUGGCAUUCUAAUUAGGCUGUGUGAGGAAUGUUCAUUUCCCCUUUAUUUCUAGAUCAAAUUACAACCUUUAAUGAAAAGAUAAUGAACGAUUAGACUUAUUAUCACCUCAAUGAUAGUAAUGAUCAAUAAUUGUUAUUUACACAUUUCAAAGUUUGUAUCUGUUUUGAAAAAAGUGAAUUCACACCUUGGACCUUAAGUAAAAUGUAUAGUUUAAGGUUAUUAAUUAUCUUAUGAAGUUUAUAAGACAUGACAUACAAUAUUGUCAAUGUCUGUAAUUGCUCCGCUGCGGUUUUUACUUCAGAAUGUUCAUUGUCAAUUUCACUUGUUAAAAUGUUUUGGCCUUGAAAUAACCGGUAAACUAAAUCAAAUGCAAGAACAGUUAGAAAUUACUUUAUUGAUUGAUAAUUUACUUAUAUUAAUAUUGAUACCUGUCUUGUCUGCACUAAUGAUAUUUCUAUAUUAACGUGGGUAAAAUACAUGUCUGUAAUCUUAUGCAGCAUGACAUUACAUUCUUUUUUAUUCAGCUAACAGAAAACAAAUAAAAACGUUUUUUAUAGAAUAACUUUGAAUGUAUAUAUGAAAAAAUAUAUAUGCUAUAAAAAUAUUUACAAUGAACAAGAAUUUCCAUCCAAAGAUUUUUUUAGUUCUGUCCACGCAUUUAGAAAUAUAAAUUCAGUGAAAAGUACUUUGAACAUUGAUUAAAGAUUUUUGCUGUUUACUUCAGAUUACAUUUUUAUUUACUCCAUCCAGCAUUGACGUCCUGUAAAUUCCCUUGUAUCUCUGUUUUUCACCUUUUUGUUUCUCUAUUAAAUCCACUCGUUAGAUCCAGAUUUACAAACAAUUAAGACACAGAGUUGUGGAACUGUUUCAAUUUACGUAAAACUGUCAUUUUGCACGCCCACAGUUUUUAAGGAACUCAGUCUGGCUUUCAACUUACUCUUGAAAGUUGUAAUAGUAGAAUGCACAAGGUGCAAUUUCAAAAUUGGGUAGUGCCUCAUCAGUUUUCCUCUUGUCAUCUCAAUCAUGGCAUACCUUAGAGAGCUAUUUAUAACUUGGCAGAAAUGUCCAGAUCAAUAAGCCCAUGUCAGCCAACGUUUUUUAGCUAGGUUUGUUAGCCCAUAGAUUUUGUUGAAAUGUUUGAGUCACUGAAAUAUCACAUGAAUACACAUUAGACAUGGCAACAUGUAUAGAAUUGCAGUAAAUAAGCUUUAAACCUGCAAAAUAUUCUCUCCGCCAACAAGAGGGGUGUGAACACUUUGUGUCAAACAGUGCUUGUGUCCAUAGAAAUAGACGUGGCACACGUGCAUGGUGGUGGGGGGGGGGUUGUUUUCAGCAGAAGUCAUAUCAACUUCCAUCUUACUUGAAUGUACAGGAUGUCCGUUAGUGUGAAGUGUCUUCUGAUUUACUGGUUGGCUUUUGUUUUUGUGAGGCCUCUAUUUGAGUUAGGCCUACUGCCCUUCUAAGAACAGACAUUUUAAGAAUCACACAAUUUUUUAAGCUGCACAUUGUGGCACAAUGGCAGUCAUUGUAAAUAAGAAUUUGUUCUUAACUGACGUGCCUAGUUAAAUAAAGGUUAAAUAAAAUAAAAAAAAGUCUGCACCAGAUAUUCUGGGUUUGGGAUUCGAUAACAUUGUUAAAUUGUAUGGCUGCUGUUUGGUUUUGUCUGUACAGGACAGGCCUUCUCACUGAGGCAACUUGGGAUAUGUCAGGCCUCCACACGCAGAGGCCUGGCCCUCUGCCCUGAAACGGGCCUCUCGCACCCCCUUGGUAGCUACUCCAGAGGAACGGUCCCCACAGAGAAUCAGGAGACCACAUCCCCGGAACGUACCAUGGCUCUCUGGGGCAGGGGUGCCAAGUCAGGCCAAAGCUCAUGCCUGUCUAGUCGCUCCAACUCGGCCCUUACCCUGACAGACACCGAAAUGGACAAUAAGUCGGACAACGAGAUC